AGGCAGACAGAUCGUCCGUGGGGAUCUUUUCACUUACACCAAUGGCCAUUUCCUCGUCGAUGAGGAGCAUCAGCUCCGCCGACGAUAUGUCCGGUUUGACCUAGACGCGCUUUGUACUACUGCUGCAACUGCUCAAGGCGAUUCCAGUCAGGUUACGAGUGUUGAGAAAAUGGAAGGCGGGUUCCGUAAGGCAUUUUUGAUGAAAAAGGCAAAUGGAAAAGAAAUAAUAGCCAAGAUUCCUUGCCGUAUCGCUGGUCCUCCUUCAUUCACAACAGCUGGUGAAGUGGGAGUUUUAGAAUACAUCAACAAACACACGUCUAUUCCUGUGCCUCGUGUAUUCUCCUGGUCAUCGGAUAAUUCUAACCCGGUUGGGGCCGAGUAUAUCUUCAUGGAGAAAGCUGCUGGGGUUCCUUUAUGUCAACAAUGGGGCGCUAUGUCAGAGUUCGAGAAACUGCAGUUGAUCAAGAAUCUAACCAAGCUGGAGGCCCAGUUGGCAGCAAUUCGAUUUCCUGCGUAUGGAGGAUUGUAUCUUCGGGCGGAAAUGAGCGGGCUCAAUAGGCCCCUCGACGGGGAUAUCAAUCCAUCCCAGAGUUUUUGCAUCGGACCUUCUUGCGAUCGGGAGUUCUAUUCGGAUAUGUCUAUGAAACUAAAUCGAGGACCGUGGGAUUCACUUUCAAGUUUUGGUAUGUCCAUUGCGCAGCGAGAAUUACUUCGAAUAUCCAGAGACAGCCCACACAGUCAGUUCGGCUAUUACAAAGGAAGUGUACAGGAACAAACCCAGCUGUUGGAAGUCACAGUGGAGCUCAUGAAACUUUUGGAUUCAAAUAAAACACUUCAAGGGGAUGCCUGUCGCCCUACUUUGUGGCACACGGAUCUUCACAUGGGGAACAUUUACGUCGCCCCAGACGAGUGUUCAAGAAUCGUUUCCCUGAUCGAUUUUCAGUCAACAUGUGUGCUUCCUGCAUUUCUCCAGGCCCAGUGGCCUGUGUUCCUGAGACCUCCACGGAAUUACGAUUAUAAAAUGGGGAUCUUCCAGCCAAGUCUCCCUGCAGAUUUCGACCAACUCGACGAAGAAGGCAAAGAAAUCGCUUUGCGUGAAUGGUCUCAGGUGAAACUGGCAAAGGCGUAUGAGGUUUCAACCUACCUUGAAGAUAGGACAGCUCACAAUGCGAUGAACGUGCCCCGUGUCUUCCGAGAACUGUUCAUUCGAUGUGGACAAGUUUCGGAGGUGGGCGUCCUUCCCCUUCGUGCGUGUCUGAUGGAGAUAUCUGAAAAUUGGACGACGCUUGGGUUCCGUGGGGAAUGUCCCUUUUCAUUCAACCAGGCAGAGAUCGACGCCCAUGAACGCCAGUUUGCUGAAUACCAGGCAUGGCAGGAAGUGAGAGAACUGGCGGAAGAGUGCCUUGAUACUGACGCAGAAGGGUGGAUUGCGCCACAGUUGGAUAUUGAUGAGAAGCGAAGGCAGAACGAGGAGCUUAUGGCUCUGUAUAUUGAAAAGGUGGCCGGUGAAAGAUCUGUCGAGGAGGCGAAAGCAAUGUGGCCUUUUAUUAAGGUCUAGAUUACGAGCAAUUCGAGGGGUAAUAUUCAAACUCUAAGAGCCUGAACACUGUGUUACCAUAAUCGUCACUAGGGAUGAACUCGAGCAUCAG
Penicilliopsis zonata CBS 506.65 is the source of this 1649-nucleotide messenger RNA. RefSeq lists its product as hypothetical. The transcript is spliced from 3 exons. The record is from RefSeq and is a predicted model, not a curated record. The coding region runs from base 170 to 1558 and encodes 462 amino acids. Gene Ontology annotation, cellular component: mitochondrion. NCBI's taxonomy places the organism in Eukaryota, Fungi, Ascomycota, Eurotiomycetes, Eurotiales, Aspergillaceae.